CUAGUUUCAUUUGAGAUAUCUUCAUUUGAUUGGACAUUGCUUCUAGUGUAGCAUAAGCUAAAUAUUUGCUGUCACUAUUGGAGGAACAAUGCGUUUCAGUUCAAAUGUAAAGCAGUUUGUUCUCCUUAUCAUUGUUGGAAUCUUCUUGCUUCUGGGGUAUGUGGUCUUCAACCACUUCAAUGAAAGGCAAAACAUGGUUUGGUUUGACACUUCCAAAAUACAUAUCCCAGUUGAUGAGGACCAGAGGAACACCAGCCUGAGCCCAUAUUCAGGAGCAGAGUACAGAACAUCGUCUCUCCGGAAAGGGGUGGAUGCUGCCUCGGGGGUGGUGAACACUACAGAGGAGGAGGUGGAAGGGGUGGACUCCCAGUCACCAUGCCCAGCCGGGUGGCAUCAGAAUGAGCAUCGCUGCUUCUCCUUCUACCCCGUCUGGGCCACCUGGGCCACUGCAGAGUCAUACUGCUCCCAGCACAGAGGGAACCUGGUGUCGGUUCACAGCCCUGGUCAACAGAUGUUUGUCCAGGAUCUGGUCAGGAGACACACAUACCAGCCGGUCUGGAUAGGAGGCUACGACGCAGCUCAGGAGGAGGUGUGGCUGUGGAGUGACGGCUCAGCUGUUGACCGUUUUUACUGGGAGGAGGAUGAGCCCAGUAACUCUGGACAGGGGGAGAACUGUAUGGAGCUACACACUGGAGAUCUGGUUUAGCAGCAUUACCAAGUCAGAAGAAAGCACAUGAGAGAGGUAGGAUUGUUUUGUCCCAUUGCUUAGGCUAGACAGAUCUAAAAGAUCAAGAAGUUUCUGAUGUCUGA
This is a messenger RNA of Salmo salar (Atlantic salmon), 810 nucleotides long. The record is from RefSeq and is a predicted model, not a curated record. NCBI's taxonomy places the organism in Eukaryota, Metazoa, Chordata, Actinopteri, Salmoniformes, Salmonidae.